AAAAUCAAUAAUGAGCGCAUCUUCGUGUCGAUGCAGGAGGACGGCUCCGAGGACGACCUCUCGUACAUCAAGCUCAUCAACUACGGAGACAAGGUUGUGACGAACCGGAUGCACGGCUACCUGCGGAUGCGAAUCGCCCAGUUCCUCUCGGUGAUCCACCCGACGCCGCACGUCAUCUACCUCUCCCGCCACGGCCAGUCUGAGUACAACGUCCUCGGGAAGCUCGGCGGCAACCCGCCCCUCUCCCCCGCGGGCCAAGAGUACGCGCGCAGGCCCGCGCAGCCGCUGCAGCUCUCUCGGUGGCACGCGACUCGCGCCGCAGCUCUCUCUCUCUCUCUCCCGGACGCCGCCUCUGUAGGCUCGCGCAGUGGGUCGCCGCGCGUGUACCGCAACCUCGACGAGAUCUUCGCGGGCGAGUACGAGGGGAUGACGUACGAGGAGAUCAAGAAGAUUGCGCCGAGCGAGGCGACACUCCGCUCGAUGGACAAGAUCGGGUACCGCUACCCGCGCGGCGAGUCGUACUUCGACAUCCUCGCGCGGCUCGACCCGCUCGUGCACGAGCUCGAGUCGUACCACGAGCCGCUGCUGCUCGUCUCGCACCAGGCCGUGCUGCGGCUGCUCUACUCGUACCUGAUGGGCAAGCCGCGCCACCAGGCGCCGAAGGUCGAGAUCCCGCUCCACACCGUCAUCCGAAUCACGUACGACGGGUGGAACCCGCCGUACGAGGAGCGGUUCGUGCUCGGCCCAACCGCCAAGGGCAUCCGCAACGACGGCACCAUCGACGAGGGCGUCCUCGAGGACGGACAGACCAACCUCUGACGGGAGAGGGACGGGAGAGGGCGGCGCUGCUAGGCUUGGGCGAGGGGGCCGGCGGAGAUAGGGUUCUCGAGCGCGGUUUCGGGUGACGGUGCCCUCGGGCGGCGGGACGGGGACGGGCCGCUUUCUCUACGGCUCAGCUCGGCCAAGGAAGAUCAGAGAGACAUAAGCGAGGAUGAGGAGGAAGACAAAGGUGGAUUUGCUGCUUCAUCGUGUGCGGUGUCGCCGGACGCCGCGCGAUUCCCAGACACAUGUACAUGUUUGUUGUCGUGUGGUCACUGUUGUGUAUUAUGAGAGCCAUCGAAAGUAGCGAGUUGGCGGUGUGGUGCGCGCGGUUUAUGUUCACACCUCUACACUCUAGCU
Messenger RNA from Emiliania huxleyi CCMP1516, 1179 nucleotides. RefSeq lists its product as hypothetical. The record is from RefSeq and is a predicted model, not a curated record. Gene Ontology annotation, cellular component: cytosol. Gene Ontology annotation, biological process: fructose 2,6-bisphosphate metabolic process. Gene Ontology annotation, molecular function: ATP binding; 6-phosphofructo-2-kinase activity; fructose-2,6-bisphosphate 2-phosphatase activity. Bases 31 to 819 code for a protein of 262 amino acids. Lineage: Eukaryota; Haptophyta; Isochrysidales; Noelaerhabdaceae. The transcript has 3 exons.